Messenger RNA from Actinia tenebrosa (Australian red waratah sea anemone), 1284 nucleotides. Its product is annotated as glucosamine-6-phosphate deaminase 2. Gene Ontology annotation, molecular function: glucosamine-6-phosphate deaminase activity; identical protein binding. Gene Ontology annotation, biological process: D-glucosamine catabolic process; N-acetylneuraminate catabolic process; carbohydrate metabolic process. NCBI's taxonomy places the organism in Eukaryota, Metazoa, Cnidaria, Anthozoa, Actiniaria, Actiniidae. Gene Ontology annotation, cellular component: cytoplasm. The record is from RefSeq and is a predicted model, not a curated record.
GUCACGAGCAACAGUAACUCAGCUCAUGUGAGAAGAACUGUUGUUUUAACAGUAAUUUUUUGUCAGCCUUGAACGCUAAAUCAUAGUUAGAAAACUUUCUUUUGAGCCUAGCAGAUAUAUAUUCAUAUUCAAGCAUCAUGAGGUUAGUUAUCUUGGACCAUGCAAAUGAUGUAAGUGAAUGGGCUGCCAAAUUUGUCAGAAACAGAAUCCUACAGAAAAAGCCUGGACCAGAUAACUAUUUUGUUCUUGGCCUUCCAACAGGUGGUACUCCAAAGGGCAUGUACAAGAAACUUGUUGAAUUUUACAAGAAGGGUGAGGUGUCAUUUAAAUAUGUGAAAACGUUCAACAUGGAUGAAUAUGUUGGAUUGCCUAGAGAUCAUCCAGAGAGUUAUCACUCCUACAUGUGGGAAAACCUCUUCAAACAUAUUGAUAUUGAUCCAGAAAACGUUAAUAUCUUGGAUGGAAAUGCCAAGGACCUCGUUAAAGAGUGUAACGAUUAUGAAGCAAAGAUUAAGGCAGCUGGGGGAGUUGACCUGUUCGUUGGUGGGAUUGGACCAGAUGGCCACAUUGCAUUCAAUGAACCAGGCUCUUCCAUGAAGUCCAGAACUCGUGUCAAAAGUCUUGCUAAAGAAACUAUAGUAGCUAAUGCACGUUUCUUUGGCGAUGACAUCAGUAAAGUUCCAACUAUGGCCCUUACGGUUGGUGUUCAGACAGUAAUGGAUGCUAAUGAGGUGAUGAUUCUAAUCACAGGGGUUAACAAAGCUUAUGCACUCCAUAGCAGCAUAGAAGGAGGUGUCAAUCAUAUGUUCACUGUCUCAGCAUUCCAGCUUCAUCCCCAUACCAUUUUCGUGUGCGAUGAAGAUGCCACUAUGGAGCUUAAAGUCAGGACCGUGAAGUAUUUCAAGGGUCUUAUGGAUGUACAUAACAAAUUAGUUGAAUUUCCAGAAGAUCCCACUGCACCUCCAUCUGCAAAACGUUUGAAAUCACUGGACGAAUCGAAAUUGACCUGAAAAUGCAGUUUAAAAUGACUGUGCUGAAGGGAACUAAGCUGAAAAAGUAUAGAUUCUUGAUUAUCUUUUCACAUGUAUCAAAACGAAAUGCAAAAAGUCCUCUUUUAGUGUGGAGAGAUGCAAGAAACAGGUGUGCUAUAUCUACGAAACAUCUUUAUUAUAUCUUUAUUUGUUGUUGUUUUUUCUUAGUUUAUUCCUCUGCAAUACCAAGAAAUAGAUUCAAUCUUAUAUAAGUAAAAAAUAUUAAUUGUCAAAUAAUAAAAUUAUUUUUAAC